This is a messenger RNA of Penicillium cosmopolitanum, 1410 nucleotides long. RefSeq lists its product as uncharacterized. The record is from RefSeq and is a predicted model, not a curated record. NCBI's taxonomy places the organism in Eukaryota, Fungi, Ascomycota, Eurotiomycetes, Eurotiales, Aspergillaceae. The coding region runs from base 1 to 1410 and encodes 469 amino acids. The transcript has 2 exons.
AUGCAACCGAAUCACUGCGACCUGCUCGGUCAGGUGCGCGAGCCAAGAGCCGCCCGUCAACUGAUGCGCGAUGGCCAUCCGCGCGAUCAGAGUGGUCACCCUGGUCAGCCUCGACCAUCCGGUGCGGCGCCCAUGAGAUCAGAAGACUCUUGGAUCGAGGUCGCCUCCCAACCCUCGACCUCCUCUCUGUCUUCAGCAGCCACGAGCGACGAUAUAAUAACAACCGGUCUCGAGGUGGAACAUCGCGGGGGAGGCAUGCAGCAAUACCGCAGUCGACGCCGACGAAUGCAGCACCUCGCAGCCGUGGCUACCGCGCAGGUAGACUACUCCUCCAACACCGCGAGCAGCAGCCAAGAAGAAUACGAAGAAAGUGAAAGCGAGUCGGAUCCUCCCAUGAGCAGUUCCAAUGAAGAUAUUGGCCCCGCCCUGCGCGCACCGCUACCUGCACCCUCCCACUCCGAUGACGACGCCUCCAGCGACGACGAUGAAGAUGAUACCUCAACUGCCCUGGGCAUGGGUAUAAGCCCAUCCCCAUUCGUGCCCCAACCAAAUGUAUUCAGUCAUCCACCAAGCACAUCCGAUCCAUCAUGGACCCGCCCUAGCGAGUCCCGACGAUCCCAGCCCAGCGUCCUAUCAACCUCUAGCCGGCGCACUUCCAUUCGCCGAGAAUCAUACCCAAGUACCCGGCCAUACCGUCGCUCCCAGCAAUCAUCACAGCAUAGUCCAUAUAAUAUGUUCUCACCAUCACAUCACGCAGACCAUGACGCCGCACUGCGCGCCAGUCUAUCAACUCUCCUCUCAUGCGCAGCUGCUGCCCGCGGCCUGCCCAAAUCAGACUCCCAGCCUAUAAGCACACCCCCUGGCCCAUCUGGCCCGACAACAGAACCAGCUGCGUUCCGACUAGUCGGCGAAUGUAUCGCGAUGGGAGAAGAAAGUGGUGAAGAGUACCAGGAUCAAGACAUCUCUCCCCGGAACACGGAAACCAGCCCACCAUCAGUGGGUCAACCCCGCCGAAGACAUCCCCGCUCCCCAGACUCCCCCGGCCCACUAUCCGCGAACACAAAGGCCAAGCGACGCUCAACUUCACCAAAAGACCGUACCCUCUCGUCGAAAAAGAGUCGGCGUAACAGCCUGGCAGACCCGACCUCCAUCACCACUAACACGCCCGUCAGCCCAACCGUCAUGACAUGGGUGAUUAGCGCGGGCGUGGUUGUCCUCUUCUCCGCUAUCAGCUUCUCUGCCGGGUAUAUGCUCGGUCGGGAGGUUGGGCGUACGGAGAUGGGUCUUAUGGGUGAUGGGGGUGUCCCCGGUGCACGAUCUUCUGCUGCUUGUGGGCAGGAGGCUGUUCGCGGUGGACUGAAGAGGUUCCGGUGGGGGACUGCUGCUGCUGGCUCUGCGGGUUUGGCCUAG